CAAUGGUAAUAAAUGUUUUAUUUAUUUUGAUGCGCUCCUAACGUGUCAAGAAACAUGGCUGCCCCUGUGAGACAACAACUUUCUCAGCUGGCAAAUUUGUCUCAUGCAGGAGGUUCUCACAAGGAUGUCACUGAAAAAUAUAAAGCAAUCCUUGAAGUUGUGUUGAAAACUGGUGGGGCCGACUUGAUCCCAUCUCUGCAGGCAUUUGUAGAAGCUUUGGUGAAUGAAAAUGUUAGUCUGGUGAUAUCUCGGCAGAUCCUAUCAGAUUUCACCGCUCAGUUAUCUAAGCUACCAGAUGCUAUAGCCAAGCAGGUAGCACACUACACACUAGACAAGAUACACACAAGAGUCAUAUCCUUUGAAGAACAGGUUGCAGCCAUUAGACAACACUUAGCGGACAUCUAUGAGCGCGAGCAGUGCUGGAGGGAUGCAGCAAACGUCUUGGUUGGCAUUCCACUGGAGACUGGACAGAAGCAAUACAGCACUGACUACAAACUAGAGACCUACCUGAAGAUUGCACGAUUGUACCUGGAGGAUGAUGAUCCCGUGCAGGCAGAGGCGUACAUCAACCGAGCCUCCCUCCUCCAGGCUGACACACAGAACGAACGUCUCCAGAUACAAUACAAGGCCUGUUAUGCACGAGUACUGGAUUUCAGAAGAAAGUUUAUAGAGGCUGCCCAGCGCUACAAUGAAUUGUCGUACAAGACCAUUGUAGCAGAACAAGAGAGGCUGACAGCGUUAAAGAAUGCACUCAUCUGUACCAUACUGGCUUCAGCAGGUCAGCAGCGAUCCCGUAUGUUGGCCACUUUGUUCAAGGAUGAGAGAUGUCAGCAGCUGCCAGCCUUCAACAUCCUGGAGAAGAUGUACUUAGAUCGCAUCAUCCGCAGCAGUGACCUCCAAGACUUUCAAGCCUUGUUGCAGCCCCACCAGAAAGCCAUCACAGCAGACGGGUCAACCAUUUUGGAUCGAGCGGUAAUAGAACACAACUUGCUCUCUGCCAGUAAGCUUUACAACAACGUUUCAUUUGAAGAGCUUGGCUCCCUCCUGGAGAUUCCUCCACAGAAGGCCGAAAAGAUUGCCUCCCAGAUGAUCACCGAGGGACGCAUGAAUGGGAACAUAGACCAGAUUGACUCCAUUGUCCAUUUUGAAGCACGAGAGACGCUUCCUACCUGGGACCGGCAGAUUCAGAGCCUGUGUUUCCAGGUGAACAACAUCAUUGAGAAGAUCUCCCAGACUGCACCGGAGUGGAUGCUGAAAACAAUGGAAGCACAGAUCCAGCAGUGAUCGACCAACUCGCACGCCUGUCGACACGAGACAAUAACUUGGACUGUCAUACAACUGUCAGCUUUAACACUCAACAUUAAUUUGGAAAGGCGAAUAGACGUCUCACAACGUGCUUAUGGACAAACAUGCUCAGUAUGUGAAGGAGAUGAAGGAGAUGCCUCACCUCCAGUCGGGAUAUAUAAUUUGUUAUGGCAUCCAUCAUACAUCAGUCACUAUAUUCUAAUAUGUUGGUUACUUAUGUGACAUGAUCAAUGACACUGAAGACUGGUGAAUCACUCAGUAACAUCUCUGCUGUAUAAGAGAGGCCAUGUUGGCCUGUACUGGUGUCAAUCCUAGCUGGAGACUGCUCCUCACAGAUCAGAAUUGUUUCCACAGGAAUGGUGAUGCCAAAGUCUCCCUUACGCAAGUGAGAAGUGCUUAUGAGAAUAAAGUAUUUAUAUUCA
Messenger RNA from Haliotis rufescens (red abalone), 1727 nucleotides. RefSeq names its product COP9 signalosome complex subunit 4-like. The transcript is spliced from 11 exons. Bases 55 to 1284 code for a protein of 409 amino acids. NCBI's taxonomy places the organism in Eukaryota, Metazoa, Mollusca, Gastropoda, Lepetellida, Haliotidae. The record is from RefSeq and is a predicted model, not a curated record. Gene Ontology annotation, cellular component: cytosol; COP9 signalosome.